UAUUUUUUCCACUUUAUUAAACAACCCUAUACUCAUUCCAUCUUCCCAUACACACAACCCAACACACCAAUUUCCACGUUCCAUCCAUUUCUUCCUCUUCUUCAACUGUGUGACUCUCUUUUCUUCUUUCUCUACUCUUAACAAGUAAACACAAUAUAUGGCCACAUUUCCCACCUUCUAAAACAGUCAAAAUAAAAACAUACCACAAACAAUAAAAUGAGUCUGCUUCUCAUCCUUCUGUUCUCCAUUCUAUUCAUCAACAUAUCAAGCACUUCAUGCUUCUCAUCUCAGCCAGGAAUCUGCUACGGCCAACUCGGAAACAACCUACCAACGCCUUCAAAAUCAAUCUCCCUAAUCAAAUCCCUAAACUCCAAACGCAUCAAACUCUACGACGCAAACCCACAAAUCCUAACCUCCUUAAAAAACACCAACCUCCAAGUCUCAAUCAUGCUCCCCAACGAACUCAUCACCAACAUCUCCACCAACCAAACCCUCUCCGACCAAUGGAUCAAAUCCAACGUCCUACCUUUCUACCCACAAACGCUAAUCCGUUACCUUCUCGUAGGAAACGAAAUCAUCUCCUCAACACCAAACACAACGUGGCCUCACCUCGUACCCGCGAUGCGACGAAUCAAACACUCGUUGAAGAAACUCAGAAUCAAGAAAAUCAAAGUCGGUACUUCUUCCGCUAUGGAUGUUCUAGAAACUUCUUUUCCUCCUUCAAACGCUACGUUUCGGAAAGAUAUAGCGGUUCGGGUUAUUAAACCCAUGCUUCGGUUCUUGAACCGGACCAAGUCUUUUUUCUUUUUAGAUGUUUACCCGUUUUUUCCAUGGAGCUCCGACCCGGUUAAUAUAAAUCUGGAUUACGCUUUAUUUCGAGCUAAUAGUACUGUUACGGAUCCGGGUUCUGGUUUGGUUUAUACGAAUUUAUUUGAUCAGAUGGUUGAUUCGGUUUAUUUCGCAAUGGAGAAACUUGGGUUUCCGGAUAUUCGGAUCUUUAUAGCGGAAACAGGUUGGCCUAAUGGAGGUGAUAUUGACCAAAUUGGUGCUAAUGUUUUUAAUGCUGCGACUUAUAACCGAAAUUUUAUUAAAAGAGUUAUGAAAAAACCGGUUGUUGGGACUCCGGCUCGACCGGGUUUAGUUCUGCCGAGUUUUUUAUUUGCUUUGUUUAAUGAGAAUCAGAAAACGGGUCCCGGUACAGAGCGGCAUUUUGGGUUAUUGUAUCCAAACGGGUCUAGGGUUUAUGAGAUUGAUCUUUCCGGCGAGACACUGGAUUCGGAGUUUCCGGAGCUUCCUCCACCGGAGAAUAAUGAGCCGUAUAAGGGGAAGAUUUGGUGCGUGGCAGCGCGUGGGAGUAAUGUGACAGCUUUGGGAGAGGCUUUGGCGUAUGCUUGCUCGCAGGGGAACCGGACAUGUGACCCGGUUCGACCGGGGAAAGAGUGUUUUAAACCGGAUUCGGUUUUUUGGCAUGCUAGUUAUGCAUUUAGUUCUUACUGGGCGCAGUUUAAGAAGAUUGGAGGAACUUGUUAUUUCAACGGGCUUGCUACUCAAACUGCCAAGGAUCCAAGUUAUGGAUCUUGCAAAUUUCCAAGUGUGACUCUUUGAAGCAUGAGACAAAUAAUGAAAAAGGAAUUCUCUUCAUUUUUAGUUUUAAUUAUUCAUUAAUUUACACUUCUAUGAUAGAAAUUAGAAAGUGUAUACUUUGAUUGUAGUUUGAUGUUAGUUUCAUUUCAUCAAUGCCGGUUCUUCCUAAUAGUAACAUUGAACCUGCCAAGGAGGAACUUACAUUGAUGAAUGAUUUUCAAUAUUUGCAUAGCAAUGGACAAUGGUAGCCCAUUAUUUGAAA
Messenger RNA from Vicia villosa (hairy vetch), 1846 nucleotides. RefSeq names its product probable glucan endo-1,3-beta-glucosidase A6. Bases 217 to 1605 code for a protein of 462 amino acids. Gene Ontology annotation, molecular function: hydrolase activity, hydrolyzing O-glycosyl compounds. Lineage: Eukaryota; Viridiplantae; Streptophyta; Magnoliopsida; Fabales; Fabaceae. Gene Ontology annotation, biological process: carbohydrate metabolic process. Gene Ontology annotation, cellular component: plasma membrane. The record is from RefSeq and is a predicted model, not a curated record. The transcript is spliced from 3 exons.